AUGGAGGUGGAGGAGGAGGAAAAACGCUCUCCAAACUAUCGUGGGGGAGCGUGUGUCUCCGAGAUCAUCUUUGAUCGCGUACCUAUUGCGUUACGCGGCGAUCUCGAACAUGAGCGGGACAGGCGUCUCCAAAUGGCGGACACUGUCUCGAAGCAUCGAGCUGAGUUUGCCUUUGCUCAGCUUGAGAACUAG
Molecule: messenger RNA, 192 nt
Organism: Peronospora matthiolae
Lineage: Eukaryota; Oomycota; Peronosporomycetes; Peronosporales; Peronosporaceae
Source: the annotation of a GenBank genome assembly